This is a messenger RNA of Girardinichthys multiradiatus, 1977 nucleotides long. Its product is annotated as tripartite motif-containing protein 16-like. Lineage: Eukaryota; Metazoa; Chordata; Actinopteri; Cyprinodontiformes; Goodeidae. Gene Ontology annotation, molecular function: zinc ion binding; protein binding. The transcript is spliced from 2 exons. Bases 166 to 1827 code for a protein of 553 amino acids. The record is from RefSeq and is a predicted model, not a curated record.
AAAUAACACAGAAGAAGAACAACAACAAAGAGAAGCUCAGCCGAGAUCCACAAGUCAGAUGAGGAUUUAUCUGACAUUCACUAAAGCAACAAGUCUUUGAGAUCUGAACUCAGACCAGUGAAACUAACUCAGUCAUUGUUAUUGAGAGGUGAAACGGUACAGACAAUGCCUAAUCUGGAGCAAGAAAAAAUCUCCUGUUCCAUCUGUUUGGAUCUACUGAAGGAUCCAGUGACUAUUCCCUGUGGACACAGCUACUGUAUGAACUGUAUUAAAACCCACUGGGAUGGAGAAGAUCAGAGGAGAAUCUACAGCUGUCCUCAGUGCAGGAAAACGUUCAACCCAAGACCUGUCCUGCAGAAGAACAUCAUGCUAGCAGAGUUAGUGGAAGAUCUGAAGAACACUGAACUCCAAGCUGCUCCAGCUGAUCACUGCUAUGCUGGACCUGAAGAUGUGGCCUGUGAUGUCUGCACUGGAAGGAAGAUGAAAGCUGUCAGUUCCUGUUUAUCCUGUCCGGCUUCUUAUUGUAAAAGUCAUCUGCAAUCUCACUAUGAUGCUCCACCAUUAAAGAGACACAAACUAACAAAACCUUCCAAAAAGCUCCAGCAGAACAUCUGCCCUCGUCAUGAUGAGGUGAUGAAGAUCUUCUGUCGUACUGAUCAGCAGUGUAUCUGUUAUCUCUGCUCUAUGGAUGAACAUAAAGGUCAUGAAACAGUCCCAGCUGCAGCAGAAAGGACUGAGAAGCAGAAGAAGCUCCAGGUGAGUCAACAACAAAUCCAGCAGAGAAUCCAGGACCAAGAGAAAGAUCUGAGGCUGCUUCAACAGGAGGUGGAGGCCAUCAAUGUCUCUGCUGAUAAAGCAGUGGAGGACAGUGAGAAGAACUUCACUGAGCUGAUUCGUCUCAUCCAGAAAAGAAGCUCUGAUGUGAAGCAGCAGAUCAGAUCUCAGCAGGAAACUGAAGUGAGUCGAGUCAAAGAUCUUCAGGAGAAGCUGGAGCAGGAGAUCACUGAGCUGAAGAGGAAAGAUGCUGAGCUGAAGCAGCUCUCAAACACAGAGGAUCACAGCCAGUUUUUCCACAACUACCCCUCACUGUCAGCACUCAGUGAGUCUACACACUCAUCCAGCAUCAAUAUUCGUCCUCUGAGAUACUUUGAGGAUGUGACAGCAGCUGUGUCAGAGCUCAGAGAUAAACUACAGGACAUCCUGAGAGACACAUGGACAAACAUCUCACUGAUGGUCAGUGAGGUAGAUGUUGUACUGUCAGAAUCAGAACCAAAGACCAGAGCUGAGUUCUUACAAUAUUCUACAAAAAUCACUCUGGAUCCAAACACAGCAAACAGGAAGUUGUUAUUAUCUGAGGGGAACAGAAAAGUAACAAGAAUGAACCAACAACAGUCUUAUCCUGAUCAUCCAGACAGAUUCACAGAUCAUGAUCAGGUUCUGAGUAGAGAGAGUCUAACUGGACGUUGUUACUGGGAGGUGGAGUGGAGAGAAGGAGGAGUUGGUGUAGCAGUUUCGUACAAGGAUAUCAGGAGAGCAGGGUGGUCAGAUGAAUGUUUAUUUGGAUUUAAUGACAAAUCUUGGUCAUUUCACUGUUUCACAAACAGUUACACAUUUUAUCACAGCUACAUUGAAACUCCAGUUUCAGGGCCAGUUUCCUCCAGACUAGGAGUGUACCUGGACCACAGAGCAGGUAUUCUGUCUUUCUACAGCGUCUCUAAGAACAUGACUCUCCUCCACAGAGUCAAGACCAAAUUCACUCAGCCUCUAUAUGCUGGAGUUAGACCUAUCCUUUAUGGAGAUUCUGUUGUUUUUGUUAACCUGAAAUAGUCUGAACUGAUCUGAGGUCUGGUUGGUUUAUACACUGCUCAAAAAAAUAAAGUGAACACUCAAAUAACACAUCCUAGAUCUGAAUGAAUGAAAUAUUCUCAUUGAAUAUUUUGUUCUGUUCAAAGUUGAAUAUGUUGACAACAAAAUCAG